CUCACAUGGUCCACGCCACCAACUCACACAUUUUGUGCAUUACUAGCUACAACUUUACGUGACCAUAAUUGUGAACCGCCACCACCAUGGUUGGUCUGUCCACUACUUCUAGAACUCCAACGGGUCGUGAAUGUUGUACGGCUCCUACGCAGGUGACGGCGAGUUUCUCCGAUAUGGUUUUCGGGUUCUUGGAAGAGGGUGAAGGGCUGCCGGAAAGCCUUAGCAGUGAUGAAGGGUGCAGGGAAAUUGAAGACUUAGAUGAGGAUGAUGAGAAAGAGAAAGAUAAUGAUGGAAAUGUGGAGGAGGAUAAGAGUUUUUGGAAGAACCAGCACCAACUUUUGAAGGCUAGCUUAAGCAGGAGUAACUCUCUGGAAUCAAGGAUUAGGAGUGCCAUAAAAGAAGCACUAAAGGAAAUACGAAUUGCGGAUACAGUCUGUGCUUGUGGCAGACCCUUGGCAAGCGGUUGCCGGAAAUGCCUGAUGGGAGAAGUUUCCGGCCGCCUCCGAAAUGCUGGCUACGACAGUGCCAUUUGCAAGUCAAAGUGGAGAAGCUCCCCAAAUAUUCCUUCAGGGGAGCACAGCUUUUUGGAUGUGAUAGAAAAUUCAAGUUCAAAGAAAGGAGAGGUGAGGAGGAUAAUAAUUGAGUUGAACUUCCGGGCAGAGUUUGAGAUGGCAAGAGCAAACGAAGACUACAACCAGCUAGUACGGCGGCUUCCCGAAGUAUUCGUCGGAAAAGUAGAAAGAUUGAGUGCCCUGAUCAAGAUUCUUUGCUCGGCGGCCAAGAAGUGCAUGAAGGAAAAGAAAAUGCACAUGGGGCCAUGGAGGAAGCAGAGGUACAUGCACGCCAAAUGGCUUGGUGCGUGUGAAAGGACGACAUCCUCACCACUCUUGCCAAUGGGUUGUUCUGGCCGGCUGCCAAAGCCGAAGGCUUCCAUGCUAACGGUGGAUUUGCUAGAGAAGCUGCCUAAUGUGCAUUGUACAGCAGUUGAAGUUGUGUGAGUGAAACAUAGAAUCUGUUCUUAAUACGGUCAAGUGAUCAGCAACAUCUUGAAAGUUGACUAUAUUUGUAUGAAAAAUGCUAGAGUUCUUUUUAAAAAAAAAUUGGAGUCUUUCUAUACUGA
Messenger RNA from Alnus glutinosa, 1120 nucleotides. RefSeq lists its product as uncharacterized. The transcript has 3 exons. Bases 87 to 998 code for a protein of 303 amino acids. NCBI's taxonomy places the organism in Eukaryota, Viridiplantae, Streptophyta, Magnoliopsida, Fagales, Betulaceae. The record is from RefSeq and is a predicted model, not a curated record.